AUGCUGACUACCGCUGCCCUAUAUGUCUCAGCCGGACCUCCAUCUAUCGUCGGAUUCCAAGCCAAGAAAUACACGAACCACAGGCAUUUUACAGUCUUGGCUAGUGAAUUUCCAUCAUUUCUUCCUAAAGAAGUUGAGAACAUUAAGGACUCGUUUGCCAGAACACUGGCCUCAAGGAUUGAGAGGCUGCCUGUGCAUGUAAGUUUUUCAAAAAAUUGUAUCAUGAGUAGUUGUGUAAAGCCAAAGACAAGCGUCCAGACUGAUCCAGUGGUUCUUCUCCACGGCUUCGACAGCUCCUGUUUAGAAUGGAGAUAUAUGUUCCCAUUGCUUGAGGAGGCUGGGUUGGAGACCUGGGCCGUAGAUAUUCUAGGGUGGGGCUUCUCCGAUUUAGAGAAGGUUCCGUCAUUCGAUGUAGCUUCAAAACGUGAGCACCUUUAUCAGUUUUGGAAAUCCUACAUCAAGAGGCCAAUGACAUUAGUUGGCCCAAGUCUUGGAGCUUCUGUUGCAAUUGAUUUUGUAGUGAACUAUCCAGAAGCUGUCGAUAAGCUGGUUUUCAUUGAUGCAAGCGUCUAUGCAGAAGGUACAGGGAACCUUGCAAAGCUACCCAAAGCAGUAGCAUAUGUCGGGGUGUAUGUGUUAAAGAGUAUCAUGUUGCGCCUAUAUGCAACUUCAUUGGCUUUUUAUAGUAUACCAUUUAGUACCUGCCUUGACUGGACGAAUAUUGGCCGCCUACAUUGUCUAUUACCUCGGUGGGAGGAUGCAACUGUUGAUUUUAUGAUUAGUGGAGGCUACAACGUCAGUGCUGAUAUAGAACAAGUAAAGCAAAAGACGCUUAUAAUUUGGGGUCAAAAUGAUCAAAUUAUCGAUAGCAAGCUAGGUGUGAGACUGCAUUGUGAACUACCGAAUGCAAUUAUACGUCAAAUACCCGAUUGUGGUCACAUCCCCCAUGUCGAGAAGCCAGCAACAGUUUCGAAGUUGGUCAUGGAGUUCAUUCAAGCUGAAAGCCGGGUGGCUGUAAAGAGUUCCAUCCUCUCUUAA
This is a messenger RNA of Fraxinus pennsylvanica, 1038 nucleotides long. Lineage: Eukaryota; Viridiplantae; Streptophyta; Magnoliopsida; Lamiales; Oleaceae. The record is from the annotation of a GenBank genome assembly.